Solea senegalensis (Senegalese sole) is the source of this 18802-nucleotide messenger RNA. It is a transcript of the gene kmt2d, whose product is annotated as lysine (K)-specific methyltransferase 2D. The record is from RefSeq and is a predicted model, not a curated record. Gene Ontology annotation, molecular function: histone H3K4 methyltransferase activity; transcription coactivator activity; histone binding. Gene Ontology annotation, biological process: positive regulation of transcription by RNA polymerase II. Bases 680 to 15754 code for a protein of 5024 amino acids. Gene Ontology annotation, cellular component: nucleus; MLL3/4 complex. Lineage: Eukaryota; Metazoa; Chordata; Actinopteri; Pleuronectiformes; Soleidae. The transcript has 55 exons.
GAACAGCCGUGUGCAGACGCAACGCAGUUUAGCAAAGUGAAGAGAUGCUAGUGACCCAUACAAAGGGUUUGCAAAGUUGAGCUGCAAAUUCAGAUAGAAGGCCACCUGCAGUCGACUGAAACUCGAGAGAAAACAUUAUUUGGCGUGUCAACAAAGUUCGCGCUGUAGUUUCCGAGCGCUUUAAUUUUAAUAAACUUGCAGCAGCUUUAGCGACCUCGCGAGCGAGAUUCCAGAACAGUGCAAGUGCUAAGCUAAUGUUAGCGCCAGGGAAGCUACAUCCACAAGCGAGGAGCCAGACUGACAGCACUCGGAUUCACUUCAUGCAGCGGGGGAACUCUUUUGGGGCUGGUUCAAGACUUGUCUCGGUGCUCAGUAGUUCCCCUGGCAGCGCGAGACCAAGCGACACAAAGCUGGAGCUGCUGGUUAGCGACAGCUAACCAUAGCUUUAUCCUUCCAGCUGAGGAGUUAGCUAGUACCACCGCACAGCCUGCCUUCCGCCGACGUGCACUUCCCCCACUCUCCCUCCAGCCGGCUAGCCGCAGCGUUAGUCCGGUACAUAAGAUGAAGCGACCAUCAGCAUCUGGGGAAGCCGAGUGGUUGUUUGGAUUUUGCUGAUGUACGAGGAGACGAUAUUGUGUUUGUGAGAUCUCUGUCAAGGAGGUCAAAAUCUUUACAGGGGAUGGACGAGCAGAAAUCAAACUGCGAAGAGAAUGAUUCAGAACCAACAGCUGAUGACAGUGCCCCUGCAAAGCAACCUGCCUCUUCUGAGGAGGAGUCUAAAGGUCUCCCUGGUGCUGAGGAUAUACCCACUGCUCCUACAGCCUCUUCCAGCACACCUGUGGAGAACAUUAGAGCCUGCGUGCUUUGCAACUGUGUGGACCGGAGCCUGCAUGGGCAGCGAGAACUAAGACAUUUUGGGCCAUCUUCAGAGUGGCCAGCCCUCAAGCCAUCAGCUUCUCCACUGCCACAACCCGGGAAUGAUGACCUGUCUUCCAUUGGCUUUUCAAACUCCCCCUGUCCGGCGACACUAUUUUAUGAUUCAGGGGGUUGUUGGGUCCAUCAUUGGUGUGCGGUGUGGUCGGAGGGAGUAAAGCGGCUAGAGGAUGAGGAGCUGGAGAACGUGGAUAAGGCCGUUAUCUCAGGGACACAGCGGCUUUGCGAGUACUGCAAAAGGCUGGGUGCAACCAUUCGAUGCCAUGCUGAAGGCUGCUCACGGUUCUACCACUUCCCCUGUUCAGCAGCUAGUGGGUCUUUCCAGUCCAUGAAGCAGUUGUUCCUCCUCUGUCCAGAACACAUAGACAAGGCUGAGGUGUUGGCAGGCGAAGAUGCUUGGUGUGCGGUCUGUGACUCAGCUGGUGAGCUCACAGACUUGCUUUUCUGUACUGGUUGUGGUCAACAUUAUCAUGCAGCUUGUCUUGAGAUUGGUGCCACACCCAUCCAGCGGGCAGGAUGGCAGUGUCCUGAGUGUAAAGUGUGCCAGACUUGCAGGCAACCAGGCGAAGACUCCAAAAUGUUGGUAUGUGAUGCUUGUGAUAAGGGCUACCACACCUUCUGUCUCCAGCCGGCCAUAGAUUCUCUUCCCUCUGACCCAUGGAAAUGCAGAAGGUGUCGUGUAUGCACGGAGUGCGGUGUCCGUGGACUGGCGCUGCCAGGUUCAGCACAGUGGUUUGAUAACUAUGCUGUGUGUGAGAACUGCCAGCGUCGCCGCAGCUCUGUGUGUGGAGUUUGCACCAAGGCGGCCAGCCCAUCUGUUGCUCUGCAGUACUGCAGCAUGUGCCACAGGUGGGUGCACAGUGAGUGUGCUUUACCAGGGGAGCUUCCAGAAGCCAAGUGCGUUUGCUUGCUUUGUAAGGACGAUCAUCAGCAGUCCGUCACCCAACCACACAAAACGGAAGCAUCUGAGGAGAGUGAGGUGGCCAUCAACACACUGGCAGAUGUGGCGACAGAGAAGCAGACUGGCUUAUUAGACGUGACACCAGGACACGGAGGCAAGUUAGAGAUGGAUCAGGUGGAAGGCAUGAAUGACACAGAGACACCCAUGGACUUAGGGGAGGAGGCUACAGAUCUUGUUAAAACGGAUAGUGAGGAGAGAACCAUGCAGAAGGAGCUGCUGGUAGCCAAAGAAGAAUUAACUUCUGAGGUGCCCACUACUCUACUAGAGUCUACAGUAUGUGCAUCAACAGAACAAGUGGAUUCUUGUCUACCUACUGAUGGAGAGAAAGCAGAAGAGCCACAAGAGACACAAGCCACUGCUUCCCAGGAGCCCACAGCAGAAACAAAGUCUAAUGGCCCUGAUGUAGAACCAACAUCGGUUUCACAACAGGCGUCUGAAAAUAUGGAGGUGGAGAAGCAAGAGGCGACUGCAUCCGUGGAGAAAGUAUCACCAGAGUUAUUAAAGUGUGGCUCUGAUCAUUCGAUCACGGAACCCUUCUCUAAGAAACAACCAGAGUUACCUGCUUCUCCCUCCUCUGUGGACAAAAUGGAAGAUUUGUCCAUGGUCGAUCCGCUGGAAAGGAGUCCAUCCAGGGACCCCCAGUUUCCGUCUCACCUGUCUUUAUCAGCAGACACAGAAGAUGACUUUUCUGCUGUGGAUAUAGAGGGAAGGUUACUAACUUACUCUGAGGAUGAGGAGGAGGAAGAUGAAGAUGAUGAGCAAAUGAAAGAAGGAAUCCAUGAUGGCAUAAAACAUGAUUUGCUGCUGGAUGAAACUUCUAAUAUGAGCCAUGGAGAUGGGAGCAGUAGUGGCUUUAUGGGCUCACCAGGAGAACCUGAUCCUCAGCUCUCCAUGGAGUUUGGCCUUGUACCAACUGACUGCUCACAUGCAGAUAACCUGCUCUCUGAGACUGAUGAUUCACUUCCCUUUGAAUCCCUCAGAAGUGACAGAGAGAAGGUGAAACGUAGAGGAUCCCCAGGCCGCUCAAGGAUGAAACAGGGGCGAAGCAAUAGUUUCCCAGGGAAGCGUAGACCUCGAGGAGGAGGAGGUGGUGGAGGGAGAGGGCGUGGGGGGAGGUCACGCCUCAAAGCCAUGGCCUCCUGCAUUGAUGCUGUUUUGCUAAGUAUGAACUUAGACUCUGGAGUAAAUAAGGAAGAAGAGGAGGAGGAGGAUGACACCAUGCAGAACACAGUGGUUCUUUUUUCAAAUACAGAUAAAUUUGUUCUGCUCCAGGAUAUGUGUGUUGUGUGUGGCAGUUUUGGAAAGGGUAUGGAGGGGCAGUUGUUGGCUUGUGCUCAGUGUGCCCAGUGUUACCAUCCUUACUGCGUGAACAGCAAAAUCACCAAGACAAUGCUCCGUAAAGGCUGGCGGUGUUUGGAAUGUAUUGUGUGUGAAGUAUGUGGAAAGGCCUCGGACCCCUCCCGUCUGCUGCUGUGUGAUGACUGUGAUGUCAGCUAUCACACCUAUUGCCUGGACCCUCCCUUGCACACUGUACCCAAGGGUGGUUGGAAGUGCAAAUGGUGUGUGUGCUGUGUGCAGUGUGGUUCCAACUCACCGGGGUUUCACUGCGAGUGGCAGAAUAACUACACGCACUGUGGCCCCUGUGCCAGUCUUGUCUCCUGUCCAGUAUGCAAAGAGAAUUUCAUGGAGGAGGAGUUGCUACUGCAGUGUCAGUACUGCGAUCGAUGGGUCCAUGCCGUCUGCGAGAGCCUGUACACAGAGGAUGAAGUGGAACAAGCUUCUGAUGAAGGCUUUGCAUGUACAUCCUGCACUCCAUAUGUUCCAAAACCAGUGGUAGUAGAGUCAGCGAUUAUGGCUUCAAUUAAGCUCAAAGAGCCAGAACCCCAGUUCUACCGAUUGGAGGGUGUGUGGUUGACAGAGUCAGGGAUGUCCCUGCUUCGCAGCAUAUCCAUGUCUCCCUUGCACAAGAGACGGCAGCGUCGCUCCCGUCUUGGCACUCUGUGUUGUGAAGGAGGUUCUGAUGGAAUAGAUCUCAGGGAGGUCGAUGGAGAAGGGGAGGACGGUAAAGGCUGUGGGGACACGAUGGGCUGUGGGGACCCGAUGGACUGUGACUCCAAGAUGGAUAACCCUGGGAGUCCAGAGAGGGAUGCAGGUGCUGAGGGAGGCAAUGAUGGUAUGGCUGAUAGUGAGGGUCUUAAAGGGGGAGCAGAGGAGAUGGAUGACAGUAAAAAAAGAAAGCGGAAACCUUACAGGCCAGGAAUUGGAGGCUUCAUGGUGCGUCAAAGAAAGUGUCACACACGAAUGAAGAAAGAAUUUUUUGCCCAGCUGGCUGGAGAGACUAUGUUGGAUGGACAGCCAAUAGAAAGAACAAUUGAGGAAGCCUCUGUUGUUUUAUGCAAAGGACCGCACCCUGACACGGAUAACAUAAUGGAUCCUAAACCAGUGGAGGGUGAGGAACAGGCCAAGAAGCGACGAGGCCGAAAGAGGAGCAAACUGGAGGACAUGUUUCCAUCCUAUCUCCAGGAGGCUUUCUUUGGGAAGACACUAAUAGACUUGAGUAAGAAGUCUGUGAUGAUACCUCCAGGUCACAGACCAGGUACAUGCCUUGUCCGACCUUCAUUACCAGCACCACCAGGGGUCAAACCUACUGCCCUGGAGACUGAGGCCAAGGAUCAUUCUAUGGAAGAUACUUUUCCUCUCAAGCAAGAGGGGGGUGAGGCCCCCCAAGCUCAGGGAGAAGGUGCAGGACUUUCUGCACCAUCCUCAUUGCUACAGGACCAGGCAUCGACUGAUCCUCAUGAUUUCAUUGCAGUUAAAAGUGAAGGUCUUCCACAAGGGGUGGAGAGUCAGGACUCUGAGCAGUUCUUCAGGAAGGUUUUAGGUGUGUCAGACGGCUCCACUUUAGGGAGCAUGAAGCCCAUCUUGGAGGGCAGUAAGGGAGAACUCGAUCGUAGUGCUCAGCCACAGAGAGCUCUCCUCUCAGGGUCUCUGCCCUCAGCUGGAAUGAUGGAUAACUUUCCUGGCCUCUCUCAGUCACAGUUUUUUGACAUGCGGGACCGAGGAGGGCUGUUCAGUCCAGAUGGAGGCGAGGAGAGCCCCUGGGCUACUCCCUCUACCCCAGCAACUCCUACAUCCCCACCAACCCCCACUGAGGUAGAGGGUGACGGGCUGUCCUACAACCAGCGCAGUCUCCAGCGCUGGGAGAAAGAUGAGGAGCUGGGUGAACUCUCAACCAUUUCCCCUGUGCUGUAUGCCAAUACCAACUUUCCCACUCUUAAACAGGACUACCCAGACUGGGCUAGUCGCUGUAAGCAAAUCAUGAAGAUCUGGAGGAAAGUGUCAGCUGCUGACAAGGCUCCAUAUCUGCAAAAGGCCAAAGAUAACAGAGCAGCUCAGAGAAUCAGCAAGGCACAGAAGCAGGCAGAGAGUCAGGUCUGCAGGCCAAUUAAGACGGAGCCAGGGCGUGUGAAAGGAGAAAGGCCCAGUUUACAUCUUCAGAUCCCUCCACCUUCAGGCUCUACAUCAGUCUCUUCUCAGCCCAGCUCGGCAGAAAGCUCAUUUCCUUUCCCUCCAGAUUCAGGAUCAUCCUCUGUAUUUUUCUCAGACGGACCUGCUAAAACCCCCGGUUCAGCUGAAAUCCGGACAGAUCCCUUGGCCAAGCUUCCUUCUCAGUCGCCCCAUUCUCACUCUCACCCAACCACACCCCUCUCCCAUGUAGGUGUCAGCUCCUUACAGACCUCUUCCUCAGGUUAUUCUGCUUCCGGCCCACAGGGUCCUCCUCAGGGACGGCCAGCCAGUCUUGGCCCCUUUGACAUGCAACCAGGAACUCCUGGAACCCCCAGACGGGCUCAACAGGUUGACCCCUACUUCAGAUCCCAGUUGCUGCAGCAGCAACAAAGUCAUCUAGCACAAUCACAGCAAGGCUCACAGGAGUCCCUAGGACCUCCAGAAAGUCCACGCUCAAGAGGUACUGGGCUUGGGGAGUCACCCAUAUUCUCGCCACCUCACAGUACUCACUUUGGAGACCCCUUUAGAACCCAGCAAGGGAUAGGGCGGCCAGAAUAUGGUUCACCCCCUUCAAACUCUGCCGUGACUUCAUCACCUGGAAGCACAGGGCAGUACAGGGCUGAUAUGACUGCACCAUCUCCACGUUCCUCUGCAGUUGGAAAGCCUGACAUGUCCACUGGCUCCCCAGCAGAGAUGAUGGAGUCUGGGGAUGGUUUAUUCAAGGCACCAAUGACACCACGAAUGCAACAAGGGGAAUGUGGUGCAAUUCACCCUGGAGCUUCACCUAACCACCCUUCUGAAGGCUAUAGGAAGUCUCCCUCCCACACUUUCUCUGAUCCCCACACUCAGCCCAGACCACAGUCAGGUGAUGGACUCCAGAGGCAACCUACAGCUCAACAGGAUCUAUGCCCUAAGGUGCCCUCGAGUCCACGGUCACAGGGCAGCUCUCCGCACACCCCUGGUGGACAUUCCAAUGAUGCAUACAAUGUCCACUCUCCAGCUACACCACGUUUUCAGUCCCCAGACUCUUGUUCACAGCCACCUUCAAGGCCACAGUCUAGAGACCAUUUUACUGCUGUCCACAAACCUUCUCGUUCACCCUCUGUUGCCCCAGAGGGAACUGCAUGUUACAAAACCUCACCUCAUGCCAAUCAAACACCUUCAUCACUUCCCACAAACAGUUCCAUAGGGGAUCCUCUCUCUGGUAAACCCUCAGCAGCUCCUGAUUUCAGCCACAGCCCCAGCACUGGAGGCCUCCAAAUAAUCCAACAGCAGAGUCAGAUAGUACAGGGUCAGCCCCAGCAACCACAGCCACAAAUUCAGCACAGUACAGGGGUAGACAACUUUAACUCUAGGGUACCACAAUCUUCUGGGUCUCAAGAACUUCUAGCAGUCCGCCCUCCAGACACAGCUCAUCAACCAUCUCUGCAAAACACUCAAGAAAUGCCUGACAUGUCAGCAGUGCAGGACCCUACAUUAGUAGGCCUUAGUCCCUCAGAGCUGGAGAAGCACAGACAGCGCCAGAGACUGAGGGAACUCUUAAUCAGACAACAGAUGCAGAGAAAUUCCAUGAGACAAGAGAAGGAGGCUGCUGCCGCUGCUGCUGCAGCCGCUGCUGCUGGCAGUAUGUCCCCUGGCUGGUCUGGAGGAGAGGUGGGGACCUUUCAACAAGACAACAAAGUUCACAGAGCACCACCACCUUACCCACAGGAUCGUUCUGCUGCUAGUACUGUUGGAGCUCAGACUUCUGUGGCAGGGAAAAUACCCAUGGCAGUCGGAGGAAUGGAAGACAAGCUCAUUCGCCCACCACAUGCAGGAACUCCUGUCAUCAUGGAUCCUAAUGCACUAAAGUUACCAGGACCCACCAGACCUCAAGGCAUGUUUGCCCGUCCACCAUUCCCUCCUCAGUGGCAGGGCCAGGUCCCAGGCCCAAGGAGGUUCCCUCAGCCUGGCAUGGAAACAAGGCACAAUAUUAACCCUGUUGUCAACAUGCAGGGUAUGGAAAGCAUGGGUAACCCUCAUGCCAUGAUACCAGGACAUGGGGGAGAGACUAUGCAACCAAUGGCUCAAGGACCCCCUCCACAGUUCAUUGAAUUAAGACACAAUUCUCAAAGGCUACCACCACGACCCCAAUUUAUGCCCCGUGCAUCCCAGCCCAGACCUCGUCUCUUUCCACAGCAAGAGAUGGCAGCACCUUACAUUCAGCAACAUCCCAUUGCUCAAGUUGGUGGCAUUCAAGCAGCGGCGGGCAAUGAGUCACAGCUGGGACUGCAGCAGGGUGGACUGUCAGUUUUACUGCCACAGCCCCACCUACAGUCCCAGGCUACUUCUAAUACCAAUACUCCCGGCACUGCACAGCACCAGCUUCCCCAGGCAGGCCUACCAACAGUGCACCAGACCACAGCAGAGAGCAGUGAGGAACUGCCAGACCAUGAUCUUGACGGUCUUGGGGAGGCCCCAGGAGAUGGCGGUGUUGAGGAUGAGGAUGAUUUGGCACUAGACUUGGAUCCUGACAAAGGAGAUGAUGACUUGGGCAACUUGGACAACCUUGAAACCAAUGAUCCACAUCUAGAUGACUUGCUUAACAGUGAUGAGUUUGACCUGCUGGCGUACACAGACCCAGAACUUGACCAAGGAGACCCCAAGGAUGUCUUCUCCGACCAGCUGCGGCUGGUGGAAGCAGAAGGUGACCCAUCUUCGACUUCCUGUGGAUCUGCAUUAAUUAAAGUGGAACAGAAAGCCAAAUUAGAGCCAGGGGAGAGGUCUCUCACAUCAGGUGCUGGAGCUCCAGGUGGGCCUGCUAAGCAACUUCCAACCUCUGUAGAAACUGCUGAUAUGUCUAAGGUUAAAGUUGAAGACACCGGUCUGACCCCUCAGUUGCAGCCAGGACAGAUGGUAUUGAAAGAUGAAAUGGGAGAGGCCGUUUCAAUGCUUCUUGGUGGGAACACACCAUCAGCCAAGCCUACACAAACAGAAAACCAGUCAGCUUCACUCAGUUCUGUUCGAUUAGGGGGUCUUUCCUACCCCCUACCAGGUCAAGCUGAUCCAUUGUCUUUUCCUGCAGCUGCUCCACAUGCAGAUAUUGGUGAUGAUCCACUGGGACUGCCUGAUGUAGGGGGACAUCACCCUGUAGAUUUGGCAAAGGUAGAGAGCUCUUUAGAUGGUGAACUGCCUCUUCUUAUACAGGAUCUGCUGGAACAUGAGAAGAAAGAACUUCAAAAGCAGCAACAGCAGCAACAGCUCAGUUCCCUUCAACAGGGAGGCAUGACACCUAAUUUUUCUGGCCUUCAAAAUCAACAGCCAAAUCAACAGGCACUCGGACAGAUAAUGUUACCACAUCACCAUCGACCACCUCCCCAAGCAUUGAUGGCUCAACCAGGGAUGGUACCCCGUGCUCCGCACAUGAUGCAGCAGCAGCAGCAAAGGCUUAUGGGAAGCGGUAUGGCACCACCUCACAUGGCCAUAGCGCAGCAGCAGGCCAUGAUGAGGAUGGGGCAGUCAGGGAUCCAUGCAGGUCACAAUCUUCAACCACAGCCACAGCAAAUGGUUAAACAGUCACCUCUGGUCAACAAUUUCUUUCCAGAUAAAGAAUUAGAAAAAUUUGCUGCUGAUGACAUCAUGGACCCUAUUGCCAAUGCAAAAAUGGUGGCACUUAAAGGUAUCAACAAAGUGUUGGCACAAGAUCCAAUGGUUGGUCCUCCUGGCAUUAACAGGCAACAGGUUUCUUUGCUUGCUCAGAGACUAGCAUCUGCUCCAAGUACAGAUCCUGGUCAACUUACAUCUGUACCUCCAAAGGAGGGAGAAAUGAGCAAUCCCACCCAGUCAAGACCUAAGCCUCCACAAUUUGUGCAAGGAAUAAUCAAUGAUUCAGAACAGCACCAAUAUGAAGAAUGGCUUCUUCACACCCAGCAAUUACUGCAAAUGCAGUUGAAAUUCCUGGAGGAACAGAUUGGAGUUCACCGCAAAUCACGCAAGGCACUGUGUGCUAAGCAACGCACCGCUAAGAAAGCUGGCAGGGAGUUUGCUGAGGCAGAUGCAGAGAAGCUCAAACUGGUUACAGAAGAGCAGAGCAAAAUCCAAAAGCAGCUUGACCAAGUACGGAAGCAGCAGAAGGAGCACACAAAUCUCAUUGCAGAAUACAGGAGCAAGCAGCAGCAGCAUCAACAAGGCUCAGGUCUUCUUACCCCAGGUCAUUCAGCACAGGGAACCUCCCCUCACAUGUUUCCCAGAAUGCCUGGUCAGAUGAUAAUGGGCCAACAGGGAACACCAAUAAUGGGUCAGCACCCUGGUAUGAUGACGCAAGGUGGACUGCCUGUUAGAAUGCCCCAAGGGCAGCCCUUUAUUGGAGGAGCUCAGCCUCCACUUCCUGCGGCUCUUGGAGCUGGUGGUGUCAGAGCCCCAGGCCCUCCUGGAGCUCCAACAGGAUUUUUUCCACAGGGUCCUGGAAUGCAAGGUGCAGACCCCAGACUUCUCCAAGAAAGACAGCUUCAGCAUAGAAUGCAGAUGGCAAAGCUCCAGCAGCAACAACAGCAGCAGCAGCAGGUGACAAUGGGUCAGCAGUCAAUGACACACUCAAAUCAACAGCCAGGCGUGAUCUCUCAGCCACAGUCUGGAAUGAUGGGGAAUCCCCUAAUGGCCCAACAACAAGCAGCCACUCAACAGGGAAUGAUGACCAACCAGGCAAAUCAGCAGGGUAUGGUUCAGGUUCCACAAGGAAUGGUUGGACAGUCGGUUGCUCCACCUCCUCAGAAUCUUGUAGGAGGCCAGCCAAUAAACCACACUCAAGCCAUGAUGGCUGCAGCUCAACCAGGCAUUAUGGGGAACCAGUCCGUUGUAACAACACAGCAACAGAGGCCUCAGCUUAUGAUGGGUCAGCAGGGAGUGGUAGGAGAUCCUGGCCUUAGGGGUCCUCAGACCCAAUUAACUCCGCAACAACAGAGCAUUCUGGCCCAGCGCAUGAUUGCUUCUCAGCAGCAGCAGAAUCUUGCAAAGAAUUUGGCCCACCUUCACCAACAGCAAAUGGCACAGCAAAGACAACCAGCACAAUUGGUCAGUCAACCAAGCCAAGAACCAGGAGGACUCUCCCAACCUUCUACCCCACAGAUGGGCUCCUCACCUUCAACUGGAAGUGUCACGCCCCAGCCACAGGUAGCUACAGACAGCCAGUCCUCAGGCCUCAAAGAGGGUGGGAUUCUGAGCCCUGAUCCAAGAACGCCACCGCAGCACAGUGGACCCUCUACUCCUAAUCAAAUGACUCAACCAAAUUCUGCUAAUGAUCACCAAACUGAAUUUGGACGACAGCAGAAUUCGCAGCAUCAAAACCAGGUUUAUAUGGCCCAGCAGCAACAAUCAAAUCCUCAAUCUGUACCUGAACAGCAAACACAUUUGGUUGGAAACCAACAAACUGGUGCACUACAACAACAACAACAACAACAACAACAACAACAACAACAACAACAGCAGCAACAACAACAACAUAUUCCUCUGUCUCUUCAAAGGCAGAGUUCCCAAAGUGCCGAAGAGCCUAAUUUGAUCACUGUUAAAGAAGAAGGAAACCCAAGUGACUUUUUAGCUCAGCAGCAACACCCACAGCCAACAGCUCAAAUUGCCUUGCAGCAGCCACAAGAUCCCAACAUACAUCAGCAGUUCCUGGUUCAGAACCAUUCUGGUCAGCCACAGCCUGUUAUGAGUCAUAAUCCCCAACAGCAAGCCCUCAUAGCCCAGCAGCAAAAACAACAGGCUAUAAUGGGUAUGAUGAGAGCGCAGCAGCAAGGAUUGAUGGCACAGAGGCCUGGGAUUCCACCUGGUCAGAUCCGCAUCCCAACCAGUAUUGCUCAAAAUCCUCAGUUACGCAAUCUUCCCCCAAACCAGCAGAUGCAGCACAUUCAAGCUAUGAUUGCACAGAGGCAGCUUCAACAGGGACAGGUGUUGCGAAUGUCAGUGGGUCAAGUACAGCAAAGUCAGUUAAGGACUCACAUUCCACCAGGACAGAUGCCACAAGCUGGGCAACAGAUUCCAGGGAUGGAAAACCAACAUAUGUCAUAUGGUGUAAUGGGGAAGCCAGGAGUUGUGGGCAUUCAACAACAGCUGGGCCAACAACCUGUUGUUGCUCCUCAAAUACAACACAGAAUGAUGGUCCCUGGACAACAACAACCACAAGUAGGGGAAAUGAUGCAGCAGCAUAUUAUGAGAGGCCAGGUACCAAUGCCUCGUUCACCCAUGGACCAGGUCCGUAUGAUAAGGCCAACAUCUCCUCGACAGCCAUUGGCUAACUCUCCUGUGGAUCCACAACGACAGACAUUCAAUCAAGCUAUGGGUAUGCGUCCACCUACUCCCAACCAGAGCCAGCAGCAUGCUUUUAUGGCAGCUGCUGCAGGCCGUAUGCAGGGUUCUCCAUCCCAUACAUAUUCUCCAAGAGGUCAGUUCAGAAUGAGCCCAGCCUCACCACAUUCAUCCCAUGUUUCCUCACCUUCUGUAGCUGAUGGUAGGGCUGGAAGGGGUAGUCCAUACAGCCAAGUCAAAGCAUCCCCACUCAGGUCACCUGGAGCCAAGAGUCCACUUGAUUGUCCAGGACUGAAAGUAGAAGUUCAGACGAUGCCAACUAUCCAAAAUGGGCCACAAAAAGGGCUGAUGAUUCAGCAACAGUCACAACAAGUAGCUGAAAGUCAUCUCUCUCACAUGCAUCAUGGCUCCAGAGAAAGUGAGCUAUGCAAGAUGACCCUACAGAAUAUCAAACAGGAACCAAGGGAGGUUCACUGUGAUGGUGCAGCAGAAGCUCAUUCUGGGAUUAUAAAGCGAGAAGCAACCAGUGAGAUGGUUAGUUCAGGGAACAAUGCUACCAUAGUUAAUGCUGGAAAUAUGACUGGAGAUCCUGGAACCCAAGGCCCUAGAUCUGAGACUGGACAGCAGUUACUACAGAAACUCCUGAGAACCAAAAACCUUCAGCUUGGUGCUCAGAGACCUUCUGAUGGUAUCCACAAUGAGAUUAAUGGCCACAUCAACAGCAAACUAGCAAUGCUGGAGCAAAAACUUCAAGGAACUCCACGAAACAUGGAGGACUUGCAGUCCUUAACAAAAAGGGCUCCUGUACAAAAGUCAAAGCGCACCAACAAAGCAACUGCUGACCGUGGACCUAAUGCACGAAAAAAGAAUAAAAAAGAAGAAGUUGGUAAAAGUGCAGAAUCCCUAAUAAAGCAACUCAAACAGGGUCUCUCUCUGCUUCCCCUGAUGGAGCCUUCAAUCACUGCCAGUCUGGAUCUGUUCGCCCCUUUUGGAAGCAGCCCAGCCAAUGGAGAAGCUCAACUCAAAGGAUCAUUUGGAAACGCAGUGCUGGACAAUAUCCCAGACUAUUAUUCCCAGUUAUUAACUAAGAGCAACCUCAGCAACCCACCAACACCCCCAUCCUCCCUGCCACCUACUCCUCCACCCUCAGUACAGCACAAACUAGUGAAUGGGGUGACUCCUGUGGAGGAGCUCUCUGAGGGGCCAAAAGAGAAGGAGCGAACAGAGGAGCCAAUGGAAUCCGUUACAGAAGAGGUUAAGAGUGUUGACAUUCUAGCAGCUCUCCCCACCCCACCACAUAACCAGAAUGAGGACAUCAGGAUGGAGAGUGAUGAUGAUACCCCAGAAAGUAUUAUCCCGGCAUCAUCCCCUGAGAGCACUGUCGGAGAUGAAACACCACGGUUUCCUCAUCUACGGGAGCCUAAAGAGGAGGAGACUGAGAGAGCAAUAUCCCCCAUCAUCCCCCUCAUACCUCGCACCGCCAUACCAGCAUUCCCAGAAAACAAACGCUCAGAAAUGACUGAAAGCAAAGUAGUUUCCACAUCCAAUAACUGGGACAAGGCCAAAAGCAACGAGGUGUCCGUUACCUUCACAUUGUCCUCUGCUGCAGCCAAGAAACUGAAUCAUGUGGUGAUGGCCAUGGCUCAGUUGCUCAACAUUAGAAUGCCUGGUUCUUAUGAGGUGACUUUCCCUCCCCAAGACCCCAACAUGCCUGCAGCGGAUGGGCCUGGGAAGGGGCCUGGUCAAUCAGGGGUUCUGUGUACAAAAGAUGGUUCUUCACCCUCUCAGGAUGAGUGGCUCAGGCAGUUUGACGUGUCUCUACCAGGCUGUACAUUGAAGAAACAAGUGGACAUUCUGGCACUUAUUAAACAGGAAUUCCCAGAUAAAGAAGAUAGGCCAGUCCAGCACUGCUACACGACCAAUGUCAAUGACUUGGAUGUACGCCAUCUUCCUAUUAUACCACUUGAGGAAUCUCCACCUCCUUCUCCAUAUCCUCCACAACCUCCCACACCUGUCCCAGUUCCAACUAUGGAGGACGAGUCUUCCAAAAAAUCUGUCCCUCCAUCCCCCUCUCCUCUCAGCCCCACCAGUGUCCAGAUCAAGAUUAAGCCUGAACAGGAUGAUCUCUCCAUUGAUUCUAUAAAACCUCCUGAUGUCAUACAAUCUCAAGUUGCUGCUCCAGAGUCGGACACUGAUUCAGCAACUACUUUAGCGGUCUCUGAUCCCCCUGCUCCUCCUGAAGGUCUGAUCCCUGUUGCCAAGGAGGAGGACUCUGCUCCUGAUAUAGAUCAGCCACCCGAAGAUUCUCUCAGCAUCAUGGGCUCUUCCUCUAAGGCUCUCAAGCACCGCAGACCUUUGUCUCCUGAUGACCAGGUGAUACAUCUCAAAGUGAAAAAAUGGAAGGGGAUCCGCUGGAAGCGUCUUCCGAUUGUCAUCACAAUACGCAAGGGUGGGUCUAAGAAAGAGAGCAGCCGUGAAGUGUCUGAGCUGAUGGAACGCUUGCGCAUUACUCUGAGACCAGACAAGUUGCCUCGUGAUAAACGUAAAUGCUGUUUCUGCCAUGAGGAAGGUGACGGAGCCACAGAUGGGCCUGCCCGUUUACUUAACAUUGAUGUGGACCUGUGGGUGCACCUUAAUUGUGCCUUGUGGUCCACAGAAGUGUAUGAAACACAGGGGGGUGCCCUUAUGAAUGUGGAGGUAGCAUUGCGUCGCGGAUUGCGGACUCUUUGUGCUUACUGCCAGAAGACAGGUGCCACCAACAGCUGCAACAGACUGCGUUGCCCGAAUGUCUACCACUUUGCUUGUGCCAUCCGUGCACGCUGCAUGUUCUUCAAGGACAAGACCAUGUUGUGCACUCAGCACAAGCUGAAGGGCCCCAGUGAAGACGAACUAAGUGCAUUUGCUGUUUUGCGGCGUGUCUACAUUGAGCGCGAUGAGGUGAAGCAGAUCGCCAGCAUCCUACAGCGGGGUGACCGUAUCCACCUGUUCCGUGUUGGUGGUCUCAUCUUUCAUGCUGUUGGCCAGUUGCUACCCUCCCAAAUGUCCAACUUCCACUCAGCCACAGCCAUCUUUCCAGUUGGCUAUGAGGCAACACGCAUCUACUGGAGCACCCGAGUUCCCAACAAGCGCUGUCGCUAUCGUUGCCGCAUCAACGAAGAUGAGGGUCGCCCUCUUUUUGAGGUUCGCGUUCUGGAGCAUGGCAUGGAGGAUUUGCACUAUCACGACACCACACCUGAUGGUAUCUGGAGUAGAGUCAUUCAGCAGGUGGCUAAACUCAGAGAUGAAACAUCCAUGUUGAAGCUUUUUACUGAACACCUCAAAGGAGAGGAGAUGUACGGCCUCACGGUUCACGCCGUCAUGAGAAUCACGGAGUCGUUGCCUGGAGUAGAAAACUACUGCCAGAACUAUCAGUUUCGAUAUGGUCGUCACCCUCUGAUGGAGCUCCCUCUGAUGAUCAAUCCCACUGGCUGUGCUCGCUCUGAGCCCAAGGUCAACACACACUGCAAGAGGCCUCACACUCUAAAUAGCACCAGCAUGUCAAAAGCCUACCAGAGUACGUUUACUGGUGAGCUCAAUACGCCAUACAGCAAGCAGUUUGUCCACUCCAAGUCCUCGCAGUAUCGGCGCCUGAAGACGGAGUGGAAGAACAACGUGUAUCUGGCACGAUCUCGCAUUCAGGGCCUGGGUCUGUAUGCUGCUAAGGAUCUGGAGAAGCACACCAUGGUCAUCGAGUACAUUGGUACCGUCAUACGCAACGAGGUGGCCAAUCGCCGUGAGAAGAUCUAUGAGGAACAGAACCGUGGGAUCUACAUGUUCCGCAUCAACAAUGAGCAGGUGAUUGACGCAACUCUGACAGGAGGCCCAGCUCGCUAUGUCAACCAUUCCUGUGCCCCCAACUGUGUUGCAGAGGUCGUAACCUUUGACAAAGAAGACAAGAUUAUCAUCAUUUCCAGCCGCAGGAUCCCCAAGGGGGAAGAGUUGACUUAUGACUACCAGUUUGAUUUUGAGGAUGAUCAGCACAAGAUCCCUUGCCAUUGUGGAGCUUGGAAUUGCCGUAAGUGGAUGAACUAAUGAGAAGAACGAGAACUGUGGGGGAGCUCCCUCCUUCCCUUCUCGCUGGUGCCAGAACACUCCUGCGCCAAAGCCUUUGAAUCCUAUAUAGCCAGUGCAUAAGCUGUGGUGAAAGCUGUGGAUGGAGGAAGGCUGGCCUCUGUCAUUUUUGAAAGACUAAAAGGGUGACUCCUGUAGCCAAAGGUUUGAAGAGCAUUAAUCAAUAAAAGAAAAGCAACCUGAUCACCUCCGUCAGCAGCAGCUCGAUGGCGGGACUGACUUCUAUGUUUGGACUCGUGAAACCACCCUUUUCUCCUCAGCCAAAACCCUUUUCCCCUCUUUGACUGUUCUCAAUAAGCUUACAGCGGCUGGAAAACAAUCCUCAACAUCUACCAAAUGAUUCUGAUCCUCUGAUAACAAUACUUGUAGUGCAGGGCUCAUCUUGAGCUUCAACAACAACGACAACAAAAAAGCCAUUUUAAAAUACUAAUGAACUAAUGAUGCAUUUUUAUGUUUUAAAUCGGACCUACUCCCUGUCCCAUCUAACCACACACCACACCCCCACCACCCUUUACCUCCCAGAAAAAGGCACUUUCCCAUCAAGUCAUCAAUGAAGACAACACGGAUAUUGGCUAGCUAGACAAUCUCGAUGUGGCUCUGUGUAAGAACUACAUAUGAUCAGUGGAGACGAGGGGGAGGAAAAAAAAAAAAAGAUGAUGUAAGUUAAUAUAAAAAUUUGAGAUGCUAUUGAUCUGUGGCUCCAGAGGCACCAGAUGUUCUGACUGCGUGGCGUCUCAUGGUGGGUUAUUUGGACCCAGUCUACCUCAUUGAUUUAGCGGGAAGUGACUGCUUUGUAUGAAAACUGUUAACUGCUACUGUGGAACCCGGGGGGGCGGGGUGGGGGGGAGGGGGGGGAGAGAAGGGAGGGAAUGUUUUUACGGGCUUAGCCUUCUCGGACAAGCAGGGAAUUCUUAAGCAGCAGGUUUGCUCUAUCUACUCUAUGCUGAUGGUAAUUUACAGAAAUGAGCCAACAUAAUUAUUAUUCAUUAAUUAUUUAUACAGAGGAAUUAUGUGACCGUUUUGAUAAGAUAAUGCAUUAAUAUCACAAUCAGACGCUUCAUGGGUGUCCCGUAUGCCACCAAAUCAUCCUGGAUAUUGAUGUAGCUUCUUCCUUCUUCUUUUUUUUUUUUUUGUUGUGGUUUUUGUACUUUUUAUUUAUGCGUUUUAAAACCAUUACUAUUACCUGUGUGAAAGCACAAUAACAUCUGUUGUGUGAGUCGCUCCAGGCAGUGACGGUGUGUGUGUGUGUGAGAGAACGGCUCUAGAGUCACUGGGCGCUAAAAGUCCAGAUUUAUCCAAGUACACAUUUUGCUUGUCAACGCUUCAUCCCAUUGAAGAUCCACUUGUUGAAAACCAGCCGGUGGACACAUGACUACUGUCCCCAUUUAAUGCUUUUUAUUCCCCCGGGAAAAUAGAAAAACUAUAGUCUUUUCAUGGCUCAAGCUUACACUUUGAAUCAUGUCUCUUCCUCUCUGUAUUAUUUCAUAGACUGUUGUUAAAAACUUUACUGUAGUAAGUCUUCCUCUGCCUGUGAACAGCCUGCAGUGUUUCUACUUCCCUCUGUAGUGUGCUUUUCUAGUGCUGGUACUGUCCUUUCGAGGCUGAACUGAUGGCAGGGAAAGACUUAUUGGAAAAAAGGGCAUUUGUUUUCAUUUCUUUGUAAAGAUGAAUGAAAAAAAGUCUUUAAAAGGGAGCUUUACUGAAAACUCCACCUUCCCAUACUACUUUGUUUCCUCCCUACUUCUAACUUAAGACCUCACAUGAUUUUAAAAAUGCAAAGUUGUACAAACUGUGUAUAUAUUAUAUGCAUUAGGGGGACAAGUCUUUAUCCAGCCCCUUUGUAAUCAAUAAAGUCAAAAAGUGUAGAGAAAUAAAAUUGGAAAAAAAGAAAUAAAUCAACCACUGGAUAUCCUUUUAACAAAGAUAAAGCUGUACAUAAAUAUAAAUAUAUGUAAAAUGGCAAACUAAUAUCUUUAUGUAUAUGAACCAGAGUGUUUUGCAUUUACUUGUUUUUUCUAUUAGUGUUUUUGCUAUAAGCUCUCAGAGAAAACGUUUGUUAAACUAGGUUUGGUCUUCUAUCAGCUGCGAGGAGAAGCCGAGGUGAUUCGGGGGAGGAAACCGCCUCCCCCCCCCCAAGUCUUUUCAUCGAGACAUGAAAAUCACUUCUCGCUUAAAAGCAGUACAACGGUGAAUAGCAUUUGUAUUUAAUGUAAUAUUGUCCGUGUUUAUUUUUUCAUUUUAUUUAUGCUACUGCUUGUCAAUUACCAAAACCUGUCCCUGAAUCGGUCCCAAUUGGAUGAAUAUACUCUUGAAUGGAAAAUCUUGAACUCCCUAGAAUGUUGUGUUUUGCUUUUUUCUAUCUUCCCUAUAGAAGUGAAUGUGUUGGUAAACCUUGUGAAAUGUUUACUUGGCCUCAUGUAUGUUAUGACGUAAUACUCAAAAGUUAAUCCCAUACUUAACCUGGUAAUGAAUUGCACUCUCAUAGUAUAACGGAGAACUUCUCUAAAGUGGUAGAUAUUGAUUGAGUAUCCGAUGCAGUGAUAUAUAUAUAUACAUAUAUAUAUAUAUUUUUUGGUAUGUUUCUAUUUCAAGGGAAGACCAUGACGAGACAUUAUGCCGCUCACUGGAUUUUAGAAUGAAUCAUUUUUAACUUCUCUGAAUCUUAAUUUAAGUUCUCUGCAUAUCUUUUAAUUUAAUAAAGUUUGCUCGAAUUGAAGGGUUUUUUUUGUUUGUUUUUUUUUUAAAAAAACCUCUCCUACUUUAAAGAGAGAAAAAAAUAUGUUGCAUCUGUACAGCAGAGAUACCUUUAGGGACUAUGAAUAAAUAUAAUGAUCAUUUUCAUUGUAUGUGGCAUGUUUUGUAUGGAUAUUAUUUUGAAUUGUACAUAUUUUUUUCAGGAUGCCAGAGGUUGCAUCUCUUUAUAUACAGCUUUACCACUCCCUUCUCCCCUUCAUCUUAUUUCUUUGUCUGCUUUUGUUGUAAAGGAAAAUAAAAUGCAUUUUAAAUAUG